AUGAGCGGAUAUGAAAUCAAUCCCUUCACAAUGGUAUUUGUUAGCAGUGGAACAUUGGCAUAUUAUUCGCAAUUGCUCCAUUACGAAAAUUAUCCGGAACUUGUGACUCCAGUCGAUAUCGUGAAUAUUGCGAGAUGGAUUCAUGUCCCUUAUAAAAUUGCCAAAACAAUGAUGCCAGCAGGAUUUUCUGACAGAUUCCGACUUCAUGAUAGUAACUUCUUGAAAGCUUUAACAGAGGAUAUCGAUAUAAACCAUAUUCCAACCACACUCGGUGGAAGCCAUGAGGGCAUUAUCUGCGUUGGAGCAGAACGAGUACUUCCAAGUGAAUACUGGACUCCUGAGAACUCCGAUCUCAUUCAUCAUCUAGAACACCUCCAUAUUCCCUGCCAAAGAAGACCCGCCAUAUAA
This is a messenger RNA of Cooperia oncophora, 408 nucleotides long. The record is from the annotation of a GenBank genome assembly. NCBI's taxonomy places the organism in Eukaryota, Metazoa, Nematoda, Chromadorea, Rhabditida, Trichostrongylidae.